GCGAGUCUCACUGCAGAGACGGACCUAGCGGCGGACUGAAUUAUGUUGCCAUACAAAUGAAGGCUUGAAGAAGUAUUUUGGAUACAAAGACAUGGAUUGACACCGUGCCUUGUUGAAACCCUGCUGCUUCAGAGGGAGUGCUCUGACACUUGGUGUGGCGCAGCCACCGGCUCACUCACACUCAGGAGACCGAGUGUGAGUGUGUGUGUGUAUGUGUGUGUGGGCGCGUGUGCAACCGUCACCUGAGCCCUUCUUAUCGUCGCAGAACCCCUGAAGUGCCCGGCCGAGCAGGAUGUCGGCGAGGGAGAGAGGUCAGCGACCCCAGAGGCCGUGGUCAGUGUACCGGGCGAGCACCUUCGACCUCUCUUCGGAGAUGAUGGGGCUGGUGCUGGCAGGAAAUGGCUUGGACCCAGAUGAACCCGUGCUGGAGUUCAGCCUCGCCUGCAGUGAGCUCAUCACACCAUCCCUCGACCGCAAGCCCAACACCUUUGUGGCCGUGAGCUGCACCACACCGCCUCAGGCCUUCUGGACCAAACACGCUCAGACAGAGAUCAUCGAGGGCACCAGUAACCCAAUGUUCCUGAGCAGUGUUGCCUUCUUCCAGGACUCGCACAUCACUCACCAGACGCAGGUCAAGCUGUCGGUGUACGACGUGAAGGAUCGCUCUCAGGGCACGAUGUACCUGUUGGGCUCAGCACUGUUCACUGUUAAAGAGCUACUGCAGGAGAAGGAGCACAGGCUACACCUGACGCUGAGGUCAGCGGAGAACGAGCGCGUGGGCAGCAUCAACCUGGUGGCGCCGCAGAUGGAGGAGAGACGAGAGCAGCGGACGCCCGUCUCCCGGUUACCAGACACCAUAAACGGCAGGACGGUUCUCCCUGUGGAUGAGAGCUUGACAGAGUCCUUGGGCGUCAGAUCCAAGUAUGCAUCCUUGUGCAAGGACACAUUCCUGCGGUCAGUGUUUGGAGGCACCAUGUCCCGCAUGUACCGCUUCCCCACCACGGACGGCAACAACCUGCGCAUCCUGGAGCAGAUGGCCGAGAGCGUGCUGUCUCUGAACGUCCCGCGCCAGUUCGUCAAGCUGCUGCUGGAGGAGGACACCGCCAGAGUAUGUGAGCUUGAAGAGUUAGGAGAGCUGUCACCCUGCUGGGAGGGCCUUCGGAGGCAAAUAGUCACCCAAUAUCAGACCAUCAUCCUCACCUACCAGGACACACUCAACAACCUACACAACUACAAAGGUCCUUCGUUCAAGGCCAGUAACCUGAAGGCGGAGAGGAAGCUGGAGUUCAUGCCCACUAACCUGCACGUGCAGCGCAUGAGGGUGCAGGACGACUCCGGCUUUGACCACACGUAUGACGUGGUGACCAUCGGAGCGCCCGCUGCCCACUGCCAGGGCUUCAAGAGCAGCGGCCUGCGCAAACUCAUCCACAAGUUCGAGGAAGCCAAGAAAAUCGCUCUGUCCAGCUCCCAGUCCAUCGUGUACAUCCCUCAGGACAUCGUGCGGGCGAAGGAGAUCAUCGCCCACAUCAACACGCUGAAGACGCAGGUCAGCUACUACACCGAGCGCCUCUCCCGCGCCGCCAAGGAGCGCUCCGCCAACGGCCUGGAGAGGACCCUCGCCAUCCUGGCCGACAAGACACGGCAGCUGGUGACGGUGUGCGACUGUAAGCUGCUGGCGUCGGCCAUCCAGGCUCUGAACGCGGCGCGGCCGGAGUACAUCGCCUCCAAGGUGUCCCCCUCGGCCGACGCCGAACAGGUGGUGCUGCGCAACGACCAGGACACGCUACUGGCCAAGUGGAGCGGCAGCAACAGCCGCACCUCGCUGCACGUGGACUGGCAUGAGGAGGAGUGGGAGAAGGUGUGGCUGAACGUGGACAAGAGUCUGGAGUGUAUAAUCCAGCGUGUGGACAAGCUGCUGCAGAAGGAGCGGCUGCACAGCGACAGCAGCGAGGACAUGGCGCAGUGCGACCAGCAGGGCGGCGCCACUCCUAAGAAAGGUAACGAGAAGACGCGAGCCUUCUGGAUCAACCCCAUCUCCGCCAAGGACUCUUCCUCUUCCUCCUCGUCAUCGUCGUUACCUUCCUCCCAGCAUGCACAGCCGCCAGAACCGUACCAGAGGUCACUCUCAUCACCAUCGUCACCCUCAUCACCGUCAUCAUCCUCACUGCCUGUUGCAUGCCACCCGGGUUCUAACAGAAACUCCGCUAACUAUGGCAGUCCAGCAGGCGAGGAGGCCUCCGCAGGUGAGUGGAGCGAGGCGCUGUACCCUCUGUUAACCACGCUGAUGGAGUGUGUGGCCAUGAUGAGUGACAAGGCCAAGAAGUCCAUGGUGUUCCUGCUCAUGCAAGACUCAGCGCCCACCAUCGCCCUGGACCUGGGCCUGCAGUACCGCCGCGACGUCGUCUUCUGCCAGACGCUCACUGCUCUAAUCUGUGGCUUCAUCAUCAAGCUGAGGAACUGUCUCCGUGACGACGGUUUUCUGAGGCAGCUCUACACCAUCGGCCUCCUGGCUCAGUUUGAGAGUCUCCUCAGUACCUACGGCGAGGAGCUCUCCAUGCUGGAGGACAUGAGCGUCGGCGUCAACGACCUUCGGAACGUGACCUUCAAGGUCACGCAGGCCAGCUCGGGCGCCGCCCCCGACAUGCUGCCCGUCAUCACCGGCAACCGCGACGGCUUCAACGUCCGCAUCCCGUUGCCAGGGACGCUGUUCGACGCGUUGCCGCGGGAGAUCCAGAACGGGAUGCUGCUGAGGGUCCAGCCGGUGCUCUUCAACGUCGGCAUCAACGAGCAGCAGACGCUCGCCGAGAAGUUUGGAGACACGUCCCUGCAGGAGGUCAUCAACCUGGAGAGCCUCUCCCGCCUCAACUCCUACUACGAGCAGUUCAAAGAGGUCCUGCCCGACGACUGUUUGCCCCGAUCCCGGAGUCAGACGUGUCUUCCAGAGCUGCUGCGGUUCCUGGGGCAGAACGUGCACGCCAGGAAGAACAAGAACGUGGACAUCCUGUGGCAGGCCGCAGAGAUCUGCCGGCGGCUGAAUGGCGUGCGCUUCACCAGUUGCAAGAGUGCGAAGGACCGCACGGCGAUGUCGGUGACGCUGGAGCAGUGUCUGAUCCUGCAGCACGAGCACGGCAUGGCGCCGCAGGUCUUCACGCAGGCCCUCGACUGCAUGCGCAGUGAGGGUUGUCGGCGUGAGAACACGGUGAAGAACGUGGGAUGUCGCAAGUAUGCCUUUAACUCCCUUCAACUCAAGGCCUUCCCACGCCACUACAGACCUCCAGACGGAACCUUCGGGAAAGUAGACACAUGAUCACACACACACGCACACACACACACACACACACACACACACACACACACACACACACAUACACACACAAUUAUCCCAUGCUGUUCAUAGAGCCUCACACACUUCAUAUGCCCAGUGACACAUAACUAGCAACAGUGUGUGAAAUGUAGACGUGUUAGCUUCUACCGUAAUCACUGAAGUCAUGUGUGCAGUCGUGUGCACUGGCUGGUUUUAAUGCAUUCUAUCCAUUUUAGGGAACAUGUAUACGGUAUGUAAAAUGGAUUACCUUAAGCACUGCAUACUCCUAAAUACAUACCAGUCAAACUAUGGAACACUGAAGAUGAACUGUGGCUUACAGAGCGUCACGCUCACAUGCAUUCAUGUUUUAUUGGAUCAAAAGUCCAAAAGUGUAUGUGCUGUAUAGUGAAUGACCAUCAGAGUAUACUGCCAAACUGAAGAGCUAGUUAUCCAGUUAUAACAUACUACAAUGAGCUACAAUGUGUAAAGGACAAUAGUAACAUCACAACAUAAAGAGCUGAAGUAUUAUAAAGGAGAAUAGUAACAUCACAACAUAAAGAGAUGAAGUAUUAUUAAUGUUUUCGGAGAAUUGGAUGCAGACUGUCUUUAAGGUUUUGCUAUUUAAACAGUGCACUGUUAAACUUAGCUAACUGUAGCCAGUGCAGAGGAUUAGCGUGGACUUGCCAUAGACUCAGUGAGUUGCGUCAGAACAUAAUGGCUAACGCAACAGUAAGAGUAAGAGUAGAUCAGUCAUUUCUGAUGUCCAUAGACAACAUGUAGCAUUCGGUGAGAUACGGAAACGCAGAAUGGUAUGAAGUGGAGCCUGACGCCAUGUCGGCUCAGAAAGGACACGUACACGUGCGGCUGACGCCAUGCCUGAUUCAGAUCUUCCAGGGCUCUUGAGCAUACAGUACAUCCGCUCCUUAGGCUUACUGUACACCCUCACGUUCCUCAGCCAUUACAACAGCAAGCUGUUAGGACUUCUGUCUAUGCUUUGUUUGUUUGUUUGUUUGUUUGAACUCCAUAGGACACACAGUAAUUUUUUGGUCUGUCCCCCCCCCUCCAUCAUUCCCGUCACACCCGUCACACCUGUCACACCUGUCACACCCGUCACACAUUCAGCACUCUCCGUCACCACCUGCUGCGUCCACUUCAGCACGCCGUAGUUGUUUCUCUCGCGGUGUGAGACGUGACUUCACUUGUAUUUUUCAGUACUUCAAUAUGUGACGCAAAAAAUUAAAGUUGCGGUAACUAACGACUAAUCCCCUUCUGUCUCUGUCUGUCGAAUUGAACCAUGUGCUCUGUGCGAUCCUGUAGCUACUGUGUGUGUGCUCAGUGUUCUCACUUCACACCUCUGCUGUCCGCACACGGCCCCACGGCUCUAUGAGCAGGAAACACAGCUAGUGUCUCACCAUAGAUAUAUAUAUAUAUAUCUAUGGUGUCUCACACUCACCAUGAACGGCCCCAGCUAAUCACCAUGGUGCUUUAGGAGGGAAAGGCCAGGGGGUGUCCUUUGAUUGGCUCCUGAAAUCAAAACGUAACUGCAGACUGCAUUAUUAAGCAAGCAUUUAGACUCGGGCAGUAGAGGAGAUACGUGUCAUACUCUUGUGCUUAUACUCGAGCCUCACGUCCCAUAGUGACCGACAGUGUCCAGUUGUGGUCAUCUUCACCAUUGACUGUGAAAUGCAACAGCCUAUAUGAUGUUGUUGUGGUGCGUCCACCUCUGUGUCUAUGUAAUUUUUUUAUGCGUAUAGAUAUAUUAUUUUUGUCUUUUGAAAUUCUUUGGUUAUCCAUAGAGCAUAUUUUGCAUUACAACAGUUAUUAUAGUGGUGUAUAAUUUACAGACACUUGCUAAAACAUAUUUAGAUUGGACCUGUAUUUUUAUUUAUUUAUUUCUACCGCACUGAACCAUAUUGUGUAUUUUAUUCUCUUACAAACCUGUAUAGGUCAGAUUUCUGCUGUAAUGUAUGCUUUCGACAAUAUGCCAUUAAAAAGAGAAUAUGAAGAAA
Sardina pilchardus (European sardine) is the source of this 5313-nucleotide messenger RNA. It is a transcript of the gene inpp4ab, whose product is annotated as inositol polyphosphate-4-phosphatase type I Ab. The transcript is spliced from 23 exons. The record is from RefSeq and is a predicted model, not a curated record. Gene Ontology annotation, molecular function: phosphatidylinositol-3,4-bisphosphate 4-phosphatase activity. Gene Ontology annotation, cellular component: cytoplasm. Bases 293 to 3307 code for a protein of 1004 amino acids. NCBI's taxonomy places the organism in Eukaryota, Metazoa, Chordata, Actinopteri, Clupeiformes, Clupeidae.